Molecule: messenger RNA, 801 nt
Organism: Hirsutella rhossiliensis
Lineage: Eukaryota; Fungi; Ascomycota; Sordariomycetes; Hypocreales; Ophiocordycipitaceae
Product: RNA recognition motif domain-containing protein
Exons: 5
Coding region: 1-801 (266 amino acids)
Biological process (GO): mRNA splicing, via spliceosome
Cellular component (GO): catalytic step 2 spliceosome; precatalytic spliceosome; U2 snRNP
Molecular function (GO): RNA binding
Source: RefSeq, a predicted model, not a curated record
AUGAACAAGAUUCGCGCCAUUCAAGCGCUCAACAAGAAAGAGAUUGAGCAAGGAAUCUCGACCGGCGCUUCCUGGCACACAGACUAUCGCGACACGGCAUUUGUCUACUUUGGCGGGCUGCCAUAUGAUCUUUCCGAAGGCGACGUCAUCACAAUCUUCUCUCAGUUCGGCGAGCCGGUAUUCCUCAAGCUCGCGCGCGACAAGGAGACUGGCAAGUCCAAAGGCUUCGGAUGGCUCAAGUACGAGGACCAGCGGAGCACCGAUCUAGCCGUCGACAACCUGGGCGGCGCCGAUAUUGGCGGCAGACUCAUCAGCGUCGACCAUGCGCGCUACAAGGCCCGCGAUGACGAGGACCCGGACGAGUUCAAGGUCGCCUGGGAGGACAUGAGGCGCAAGGAGGGGCGGCCCGUUUCCGACAAUGAGAGCAGCGAGGAGGAGGAGAAGGGGGAGGAGGAGAAGCAGCGCCCUCUGCUGCCAGAGGAACAAGAGCUGGCCAAGCUCAUGCGAGACCACGACGAUGACGAUCCGAUGAAGGCAUUCUUCAUCGAGGAGAAGAAGAAAGAGGUUGAUGAGGCGAAACGAAAAGCCGAAAAGAGGGAGAGAAGACUCAAGCACCGAUCACGCGAGAGCGAGCCUUCUCGGGACCACGAGCGGCGGCACAAGGACAGGGACGAUGAUGAUGACGACGCAGACGAACAAAGACAUAGGACCCGAGACGGGCAAAGGGAGAAGCGGCAGCCCGACCGAGGGUUUCCCAAAGAAGUAGGAGUCGUUCGCCGAGACGGCGUGACAACUAGUUGA